Messenger RNA from Durusdinium trenchii, 975 nucleotides. Lineage: Eukaryota; Dinophyceae; Suessiales; Symbiodiniaceae. The record is from the annotation of a GenBank genome assembly.
GGAGCUUUUAGCAAGUCGCUGCCAUGGUCUUGCGCAGCUCUUGCUCUCACGUACACGUGGCCUGAGGUGGUGCGAACCGAAGGACAUAUUCCUCGAAGAGGUUGGAUGUCUGGCGCACUUCGCCUAUACCAUGUUGAAGAUGCCACAACCCGUCGUGGAUCAUCGUCGUCUUCUUUUCUACGUGAUGAAUUAGAUGAUGUAUUCUUGAAUGCCAUUGGAUCUGGUGAUGUGAGCCUCAAAUUCGCCCACAGCGCUGGAGCAAUCUAUGGGUCUGAAGCCAUCCGGACUGAUCGAGAAUCUGACUUUCAUGCGAUGGCCCGGAAGCAUGGGAUGUCUUUGGGCUGUGAGCUUUCCUAUGUGCCACUGCCUGUGGUCAUCGGGGAAGAUGAGAACGGUGACCCUGUUGUAGCGCUCGAGAACUGGCCGUUCAUACUUCCGCAUACCUACGUACAAGCAUUGCUUGAUGCAGGAUACCAUGACCAUCUGGUUAGCUACAGGGACCAUGCUGUAUACUGGCAAAACAUGAAGCGUGAAUAUCCUGACCACCCUGUAGCUGCGCAUCCAGAUCGCUGGAGGCAUUGUUUUGGGGCCACCUUGUAUGGUGAUGAGGCAACGGCCAACAACGAAUCCUGGCUUCACUUGCUCUGGGUAAGCGACCACAGUCCUAACCCAACCAAUUCCCUUGUAUCGAGAAACGUCAUUGCAGUGAUUCCUUCCAGUCGAUAUGUCUAUGAUGAAGAGACUGGCCGAAAUAUGACUGUUCAAACUGCCCUUCACGCCGUGGUCAACAGUUUCAAUCAACUCUCCACAGUUGGAGCGCAAGUCGUUGACCCCAUCUCAAAAGAAGUGGUUGCUGAGCACUUUUGGUAUUGCAUGGGUGUGAGAGGGGACUGGAAGGCUUUCUGCCAGAUGCUGUGUCUCACGCGCGAGCCCGCCAAGAACGAGGCUGUGUGUUUCACAAAAGCUUGGUUGUAG